AAGAAAGGACCGAAGUGAAAGAGCGGAAGCGUUUUUGUGAUUGGAAUCGAAGACGAAGAUGAUGGAAGCGGAAGCAAGUGAAGAACGACGAAGGUCGAUAGCAGCACCUUUCAUAUUCUUCAUCAUUUUCGCUUUUCAUUUCGGAUCAAAUUGGAUCGAACGCCACAAAAAGAGUCGAUCCGAGCAAGAAAAAGAGAACCAGAUGCGAGCACAAAUAAAACAACUUCUGAGGGAAGCAAGUACACUGUCACAGCCAGCCACCUUUGCACAGGCAGCAAAACUCAGAAGACAAGCAGCUGCUAAAGAGAGAGAACUUGCAAAGUGUCAAAAUGUACAGAACAAGGAUAAUGCAUUGUACUCAAAAGUUCUGCUCAUCGCCCGGGUUUUAACAUAUUUCGUUUUGCUUAUCUGGUUUUGGAGUGUUCCUGUGGCUACCAUAUCUCAACAACUUGUGCAACCAUUUGGAAGAUUAUUAUCUUGGAGGACUGGUGGGUUUCAAAAUGGCAAUGUUAUUAUUGGGAUUAUACCUUGGCUAAUAGUAUCUACCAGGGUUAGCAAAGUUAUUUGUAGACUCGUCUAUUUUAAAUAGAUUUUUGCGAUCUUCAACUACAAUGCUGGAAAAUCACAAGCUCCCUUGACUAGUAUCAUGGAUCUGAAAAUGAAAAGAAUGAAAAGUUAAUAGAUUUGUACACCAUGACUGGGCUCCCUUUUUCUUUUCUUUUUUUCCAACAUUGGAUGGUCAGUUGUAAGCAAAGUUAUCAAACUCUAAGACUAGACUUGUAAAUUCUUUAGUUUCCAAAUUCGGUUUAUGAGUUUAUAGGUUGAUUUUUAUGAUUUCCACUAGUUUAGAAACUUUAUUUUGAUAACCUUGGCUGUAAGUAUUCCAUUACUUUUGCUUUUGAGCAGAGGCCACUGAGUAAGAUCCAUUCUGCAUUUGCUUGUUAUAUGAUAGCCAUUACCUUGCUGGGUUCUUUUUGUUUCUUGUUGUAUCUUAGACCUUAUCAAGGAAUUUUAUCAUUUGAUUCAUCUUGAAUUGCAAAAGCUUCAGUGGCAUUCUGUUCUGUUCACUCCAGCCGGGUUAGCAAUCAUUUUACGCAGUUACAAGAUGUGUUAAGAUGCUGUUAUCAUAUAGAACAGUUUAAAUAUACUUUUUCACCAACAGGUUCAGCAAUGUCCUUUUGAUGCUUAGAGUUUCUUAGAAUUUAGCUAAUAUCUUCAGUGCAGUGUUUGGCUCAUAUCCCUAUGAUAAAGUGUUCUUUUGAAGGACUGACUAGUAGAUACUUGACAAGGUGAUUGCUAUGAUCUUUAAAAGUGUUUGCCUAACUUAUUAAAAUGGGUUAAAAAUUAAUAUUUAAUUUACCACUUGACAAUU
Messenger RNA from Arachis stenosperma, 1372 nucleotides. RefSeq names its product protein GET1. Gene Ontology annotation, biological process: tail-anchored membrane protein insertion into ER membrane. The record is from RefSeq and is a predicted model, not a curated record. Lineage: Eukaryota; Viridiplantae; Streptophyta; Magnoliopsida; Fabales; Fabaceae. Bases 59 to 589 code for a protein of 176 amino acids. The transcript is spliced from 7 exons.